Spizellomyces punctatus DAOM BR117 is the source of this 616-nucleotide messenger RNA. RefSeq lists its product as uncharacterized. The record is from RefSeq and is a predicted model, not a curated record. The transcript has 3 exons. Bases 62 to 520 code for a protein of 152 amino acids. Lineage: Eukaryota; Fungi; Chytridiomycota; Chytridiomycetes; Spizellomycetales; Spizellomycetaceae.
UACUAUGCACAGUUGAGAGCCCACUGCAAGUCAGACGCUACUAUUAAUCAAAAUUGCAAAGAUGAACGAGGUAACCACAGCGGACUACAGAAGGCAGAUGUGGGUGGUAGUCUACAUCCACCUAUUUCUCUGGGCCCUUUGCUGGGUUCUUGCCUACAUCUACCGGAAUAAUGGCAAAGUUAGAGGUGAUCUUCCAGCACCUGCAACAGCACCAACGGACACCGCGCCCACUACUGGCAAGGCUGGCCCCAACAAACUUGGCCUGAUUCACGGGGGUGCCGAGAAUGCCGAGCGUGUUGCGCGAAUGACAUUGAUUUUGGCUCUGGUUGCGACCAUCUUGGUUAAUGCACUCUCCGGCGGAACUCGCUCUACCUCUGCUCUACUCUGGACUUUUAUGUGCAUUUCAGUCCUCCACAUUCUUGCGGUGGCCUUAGUUCGUCACUCUGCUGUCCCAUUGACUUUUGCUGCGAUCUCUUUUAUUUUAAUUAUCAUUAUAGCAGGCUUGGGCUUCCGCACUUAGACCUGUUGGGCGGAGCUGCAUGUUCAAUAAAUAAUUUUCAAGUUUUGUAUGAAAGUCUUACUAUCACAAAAGUCAUCCUCCUUGGUAUAAGCUUUC